This is a messenger RNA of Exophiala xenobiotica, 1626 nucleotides long. RefSeq lists its product as uncharacterized. The transcript has a single exon. The record is from RefSeq and is a predicted model, not a curated record. Bases 901 to 1218 code for a protein of 105 amino acids. Lineage: Eukaryota; Fungi; Ascomycota; Eurotiomycetes; Chaetothyriales; Herpotrichiellaceae.
CUAGCAUGGAGGGAUGGAGGUUGUGAUGGACGAGAUGCAGGUUGAUGAAAGAGAGACGAUGUCGAUGUCGAUGUCGGUGUCGAUAUGAAGGGCGGAAUUCUAGAAAACGAUGGAACGGACAUGAUCGAUCGACUUGAGCUUCACUCCAACAUCAACACCAACAACUUUCUCAUCUCGUUUCUCACCCUCCUGCAACACAAUCAUCCGCAAAAUGCUUGUACCAACAGCCAACACCCUAUUCUCUGUCCUGUACCGUGGUACUGGUUAUUCCCAGCUUUAUCAGGUGGGACCCUGUCACGAAAACAUCUUCUUUCCACCACUCCGACCCCAAGUCCUACUCUGACGUGGAAACCAUAUUGAAACCCUUUUCACGGAUCAGAUAUGCCGAAACCCUCGCCAUCGAACUUCCACGCGAUGCACCGUCGACUGAAAGUAUGAAUGACUUCACAAAUCGACUCACUAGCUCUUGCAUCGAGAAAAGAUCUUUCGGUUUGGAUGUGCGUGAGGAAGUAAGAUUGAACGAUGACGAUACUCUCGCUGUCGAAGACGCAUCCUCGACGUAUGGCUCGACUAUCUUCUCGACGACCUGAACGGCCUAACAGCGGCAAUUUUAAGGCGCGAUCGAUUCAAGUUGUGGUGCUCAGAAUACGAAUAUCAGAUGGGCAGGCACUUUCAUGGCUUCUUCAGCCGAGGUGGUAUCUUCGGCGACGGUGACUUUCAUGGUGGUGCCUGGGGCUGCCUGGAAGAUGAGCUCCUUGACCACAUCCAGAAAGCCUUCCACGACAGGUUUAUGAGUGCCAGGGAGCACGUUAUCGCCGCACAGAGGGACAUCUUAAGAGGGCGUGGACAAAACUGUGGUCCGACACAUGGACCAAGAAAUCGGGCCCUGGUACGCCCGCGAUGACCUUGGACGACAAGGAUUGCAGGCAAAACUUGGGCACUGAAGAGACAUUCUGGGAGACAUAUUAUCCCGAUGGAAUUGAGCCAAAAUUUGGGAAUGAGAACCGGGAAGACACGCAGCAGAUCAAUCUGGUACAUCGUUUGGAGCUCCCCGAAGCACGAGACCUGACGGCCUGCCAGACAUUCCCGCCACGCAUUAACGCCUGCAAACACUGCGAUCAAGACCCUCUCACGAUAGAGGUAGCAAAGUCGUCUCGGCAGCCCUUACGAGAAUAUCUGUUCAAGUUCAGACAGGGCCUGCAUGGUCAGGGUGGUUAGGCCCCAUUGAACCUCCUACUCGGAGCUCAACGUUCCAAGACCAACAAGGCCACGUCGGAGACCUACCCGGCGGCAAGGUCACUGCUUCGAAAACGACUGGCCAACCCAGAACAGAGGAAGAGCACCAACCCGUCCAAGAUGCUCUGGCGCCCACGACCCCAAUGUUCGGUCAACGGCGUCCAGCAUGGCUAUGAACGAUCAGCUUCACACGGACUCAGACUCGGCAUUUUCCUUUCCCUUGGAAUGUGGAAGCGAUGAUGGAAUAAGGAAGACCUCAGAGGAACGGGGUUCAUGUACCUUACUGUGCUUGACAACGCGAGCCAGACUCCAGACCUCUCGUAAGUUAUAGUUAGUCGAAUCCAACACAAAGUAUUUCCUCCUUCUGACUUACUCCCAUAUACUACUAGC